UAAAACUGAUGAAGUUUCAGUUACUGCAUUUGGGUUCCCAGAUAAUGAAACUACAGCCUUUUGGGUCGGAACAGAAGAGGGUAAUGUAUAUCAAGUUAAUCGACGUGGACGCCCUGGAGGCAAAGCUGGAAUCAACCAAUAUGACUUUUAUAAAGGCCAUUGGGGCCCGGUCACUGGUCUUCAUUUCCACCCUAAUAAUGGUUCAGAAGAGUUUUCUGAUUUAUUCUUGACUUCAUCCGUAGAUUGGACUGUAAAGUUAUGGAGAGCUGAAUCAUUUUUAAAACCGUCAACACAUCUCCAAAUUAUUACACCACUACAUUCUUUUGAAAGUUCAGAUGAUUAUGUUUAUGAUGUAAAAUGGUCACCUCGUCAUCCAGCACAAUUUGCUUCUGUUGAUGGUACUGGAAAGUUUUCUUUAUGGAACAUGAAUGUGGAUGUUGAGGUACCUAUUGUUAGUACUCAAGUUGGUGAAGGAAAGGCAUUAAAUAAGGUUCAAUGGGAUAAAGAAGGAAGAAAGACAGUAAUUGGAUCUUCUGAUGGACGUGUUCAUAUUUAUGAUAUAGGAGAG
Messenger RNA from Racocetra persica, 568 nucleotides. Lineage: Eukaryota; Fungi; Glomeromycota; Glomeromycetes; Diversisporales; Gigasporaceae. The record is from the annotation of a GenBank genome assembly.